AAAAUAUACAUUGGCAACACUUACCGUUGCUUCUGUUUUUCUCAAACUUACUAUGAUUGCGGGGGAAUCCUUUGAUAUCCAAAUUGCAGUAGAAUGUGAACGUCUUUCUUCACUUUUUUAGUUACAGUUAUCAGUUGCGUCUAGAAGUAACUAAAGCUCCUAAAAUAUAAACGUUUCCUGAAUUGUUUCUCCGUAUUUGUAACAAGCGAGAUACCAAAAAUGUUGUCUACAUUGAGUGCUAGCGGCGUGUUCAGCAGCUGCGUGGACUACUUCUGUCUGGUGUGCGAGUCUCGGCUCAGGGACGAAGCCGACGCCGCAGCGCACGUCGCCAAGCCUGUGCACACCAAGAACUUCCUCACUACUGAGUACUUCGGAAAUGAAGAAGAGUGCGUGAGAAAGAUAAAGAAGUGGUAUCUGUGCGAGUUGUGCAACGCGCUGCUGGCGACUGCGGGCGGCGUGCGGCUGCACGUGGCGGAGGCGCGGCACGCGGAGCGGCGGGCGGGGCGCGUGCUGCGGCGGCGGGCGGGCCGCGUGCUCGCCUUCGCCAGCGUGCAGCUCGGAGACAGCGCGUGGAAUGGCAUCGUCGAGGACACGUGCGCCAUCUGCAACACAGAGUUCGACGACGAACACAUUCACAGGAACGAGACUACACACAUAUUGAAGCUCAUUCAGAGUAAACUCGAAUAUGACGAAAAUAAAAACCUAUAUCGUCGGGUUGAUGAGUCUUCUUUCCAUUGCUUAACAUGUAAUAUGGUGUUCGCUUUAAACUCUAUUGAUAAACAUUUCAAUGACAUCGAACAUAAAAAUCUCUAUAAACGUUGCUGCGAUGAUUAUAAAAUUGCUGAACUUACUGCAACCAGCGAAUUAAUUGAUAGUACUAAAAAAACGGAAAACAAUAACUGUGAAGAAAAAGCUGUAACUCAAGAUAAAAAUGAAACAAAACCCACAGAAUUAGACUCGACUGUUAAAAAUAAAAUACAGAUCCAAAGCAAUGAAAAAGCAGAAGUAAAAAUAUCAACUAUAAGCUCUGAUGAUUCUAAAACCAAACAAAACAUUACAAAGGAGAAUGUCAAACAAACAGAUCCUGUGAAAUCAAUCCCAAUAGAUGAUUCAGAGAUAUGCGAAAUUUUAAAUGCAAAGUAUUAUAUAACAUCAGAUGAGAAUGGAAAGGCUUGGUGUAUCUUAUGUAAUUGGUUAAUGGACCCAUUUGCUAUAAACAAUCAUAUAAAUGAUCUUCACCAUCAAACAAUGUUGAAAAUGCAUAAAAAACGCCUUUCAACUCUUAAUGCUGAGAAGAAAUUAACUGAUAAAUCACACAUUGUAAACAAUGAAAAUGAUUCUAUGAAAAAUAAAGAAAACGUGGACAAAGAAAGCAUUUUAAAUGCCAUUGAGAAAUUCCAAAAAAAUAAUAUUAAUAUAAAUUUUGAAAUUGAAACCGCAGUCUGCAAGAAGUGUUCAAAGCAAUUAGAUUUCAAUUACCAAGCUAUUGAGGAUCAUAUUAAAGAACAUGCCCAGAAUAAAAACAAAAAGAAUGAUGGUAAAGGAAUCCAGCUUACAUCUGGUUUGGAAUUCACAAAAGAUGUGGAAUCAGCUAAUAAAGAAACAUGUUUAUACACAACACCUGUUAAAUUUACAAAAAAAGAAAAACAGGAAAAGGUAAAAGAUACACAUGUUUCAAAGAUAAAAAAGGAAUCAUCCCCUUUGGAUAUCAAUGAAUUGGAGAAGUAUGCAAAGCAAAAUCAUAUGACAUACAUAUUUAAUGAAAAUAAAGUUCACUGCAACAAAUGUGAUAUUGACUUAAUUCCAUCGAUGAAAAUAGUAAAAGAACAUGUCGGUGGGGUAGAUCAUAAAAAAUCGAAAGAAGAACUUGCACAAGUGAAUGCUAUAUCAAAAUCAAAACAAAUUGACAAGGAAGCUAAUUUUAUUAAAAUACCAACAAGUUCAUUCAUUCUGUCUGCGGUCUCUGUUGAUUCGUUACAAAAAGUAAUUAUCAUCAAUGAUAAAAUAUGUAUCCAUAUGCUGAGUAUAGUAUUUAUGGUUAAACAAAACGAAAGUUUAAAAUGUUUCGUAUGCGAUUGUAAUGUAUCUUUUCUAAAUUUCCACAAACAUUUAGAUACACCUAAACAUGAAGCGGCAGUUGACAAAAGUUUGGUGUUAGUUGAGAUGGAAAAUGAAUUUAUAAGAGAGUACAAGCCGGGUUGCUACCACUGUGGUUACUGUAACAUCCCAUGCCAGUCAUGGCCCGCUAUGGAGUCUCACUUGCAGACUGCGGAACACAAGAACAGUAGGAUCGCAUCCCAAUGGCGUUUGCAACAGUUGCUGCCAGAAGUUGCUAGAGAACGAGAACAGAAGCAGUUACAAGAAAAGUUCAUGAUGCAUAUGAUGUUUGCUAAUAUGGGUAGAUGGAAUUAUAAUAGCGAUAGUGAUUAAAUAACAUCUAAUAGGGAAUAUGCAUGCAUUUUUUUCUUUUUUUAAACGAUUCUACUUGUUAUAAAAUAACCACAAAAAAAUUGAC
Messenger RNA from Papilio polytes (common Mormon), 2515 nucleotides. RefSeq lists its product as uncharacterized. The coding region runs from base 220 to 2430 and encodes 736 amino acids. Gene Ontology annotation, biological process: regulation of transcription by RNA polymerase II. Gene Ontology annotation, cellular component: chromosome. The transcript is spliced from 5 exons. The record is from RefSeq and is a predicted model, not a curated record. Gene Ontology annotation, molecular function: chromatin insulator sequence binding; zinc ion binding. Lineage: Eukaryota; Metazoa; Arthropoda; Insecta; Lepidoptera; Papilionidae.